AUGCCCAACACUCAUCUUUCGAUUGGGCGCGAUGCACGACUGUGGAUCAACACCAACGGCCGACACAUCUGCGUCUACGAUCCUCAACCGAGAGAUCCUCCUGGCAGCUUUAUGCAGCGUCGAGACCCUCCAACUGGUUACACAUUCACCAUGGCUCUUGUUGUUCGAGGUAUGCGGAGGCCGGGAAGCCUCGACCUCGCGAUCCCGCCCGGCCGUCGCUGCUACCGUGUUGCUCAAGGUCCCAAAAGGUUCCAGCCGAGAGAACCUUCUGGUGGCUUCAUGUUCGCCCACACUCCACAGCGUCGCGACACUCUGACUGGUUAUACAUUCACGAUCAGGAAAGGCUCAACCUCGCGAUCCUUCGACAGGCGCGCUGCCACCAUGUCGCCCGAGGCCCAAAGAAGUCCAGCACUACGGCGUCGAGACCUGGAACUGGUUCCACAUUCAUCAUGGCUCCUCUCGUGCCAAGAAAGCUUCAUUCUCGGGAUAUUUCUCAUAGCUACCGUGGUGCCCAAGACCCCGAGAACCCCCGGCCGAGAGAGGCUCCAAAUGGCCGUUAUUGGGCUGGCAUCGACAAUGGGAAGGGGGGCUGAUGCACUGGGGACGAUGAGUGCCCGCCUUCCUCUGCUCUAUAUGCUAGGGCAAGACCUAACGCAUAGCAUGUCGCCGGCAACCCUUCCAGAUCUGCGUUUCUUGUUCCCGGGAAGGCAAGUCGUUCUACCCGAGCAGAAGCUUAUGCUCGUGAAAUCGCUGGUUUCUUGGUUGAAAAUUUGGUCUCCUAACUCUGGAACUGGUCUCUGGACCGCCACGAGUCAUCCAAACACUGGCAGUGCCUCGUAUGGCAUCCAUCUGUUUAUGCCGCACCCGAGAAUUGUGUUUCACCUUCCUGCGCGGAUUUUGAGAGCUUGUGGUCGAUUCUACCGUUUACCAACCCUGCCUGGCGAGCGAUUGCGGCCAUUUUCUAUACUGCCAUUUGAUAGGUCUGCUGCACCUUCGAUCCGAAGGGCUGCGACUCGUGCCGUCUCGCUUCCCCCUCGAUCGCGUGGGAUCUUCUUCUCGACAGCGCCUGGCUGGGCUUGCCUCAUUCUGAAACUGAGCACGAAUUGCUUCUCUGUCAGCGAACACACCAGACUUUUGCAGGCAGACUCCAAGGUUGAACUGAAGCUGAAGCAGGAGCAUAAGACAGGACUGCUUGAAUCACAAGGCCACGGCGCAUGUGCAAUGAAAAGCAGUAGAGGGCAGAAUGCGAAAGUGAUGCAGGUUCAGGCUGCAGCACCUUCGCCAUUACGGCAGCACACCCUUCCAAUACAAUCCCCAUCGCUAGGCAUAAGCCAUGAAGCCUACCGAAACCCACCGAGAAACUCGCAGAUCCCGAAGAGAAAAUCAAAUGCGGACAACCCAUUGACGAAGAAGAAAGCCAGAGUAGCGAAGCCAACCCAGAACAAACCAACCCUCAUCGCAGCAUGGAUUUUAGCUGAAAGAAGUAGCUGCCCGACGCGUCCACACAAAAGUCCAAUCCGGACGAAGGGACAGCUUCACAUUGAGAUCCAAUUCGGUCCAUCUCCGGAGAGCGCGCGGGUGAUAUCGCUCAUAUACCUCGUUGCAGAAUGCGUUGGCGUACUGUCCAUGAUCGCUGCGUUCCUUGAGCAUGAGGUCGCGAAUGGCUACGUCCAGGAAAAACGUCCGGGACAGCCAUUCUAUUCUCACUUUGGGUUCCUGGACGCAAUGCGGCCAAAGUUCGAUUUGCAAUGUGACUAUGGCGCGAGGCAUCAGACGGCUUCUCUCGCCUUUCAUACCAGGUGCCAGGGCCAUGAGCUGCCUGAAGGCACCAUGAGCACGCAAAAGCUGCCGCUCCCAAAAUGUGACCAGGCGCACAGCUUUUCAAGGACAUCACUUCGACCAAAUGACACGCCACCUCGCAGUCAAUUGUCCUGGAGAGCCGUGGGUGGUGACCGUUGUCAAUACAUUGGAUGCGUCUCCUGCCAACAGGCAAAUUCAUCUGAGGCGAGCUUGUCCAUCUCCAGGCGCAGCUCCGCAGGCAGGCAGGAGAAGCCAGGUCCAGGCGUGCUUCUUGGAGUGUUGCUGGCCAUAUCUCUGGCGAUUGGCGCUGCUGUUUGUGUUGUCGGCAUCAUGAUGAAUUUGCGAUGCCUGCCGUUGCACGACAUCCCUGUCAGUGCCGCUCACAGGCACGUCGCCGAACGUGUCAGCGCCCUCACACGCAGGACUAUCGUAUCACCAGAACAUCAUCGUCCGCUGUCUGAGAUGGUACCAUCAUUCAGCCUAUCUCCGUUUCAGGCCCUUGCUGUUUGGGAGCAUGGGAAGUCACACGUCGGAAGCAGCAGCAUUACGCCCCCAUUGUCCCAGUCACUCGUGCGAACAUAUCAGAAUGCAUGUCGCCUGCACGCAAGAAUGCAUGAUCACUUAUACGCGGCGCAUUGGGACUGCUUUCACGACUCAUCGCAUAGAGAGGCAGCCGGCGGACAACUCUCCUUUCCCCGGAGCGGCACGUAUGUGGAUGGAUGCGUUGCGUUUGGGAUGGAAAAGAAUGAGGAGUUGGAAUGGCCAAGAUCUGGUAGCUGCUUCUCCGUCAUAGCAUUCCGGCCAUGCAUUUUCGACCGCCAAUGUUCCAUGUACAUCAUCGCUGCACCGUCGUUCCUUGAGGGACGUCGAGCGGCAGGCGAUGGCGGGUACGGGAUCCAUGGACCGAAAAGAACCGGCAAUGGAACAAGUCUCAAUGGCGACUUGGAACUAAAUGUCUGGGCACGACAAGACAGGAGAAGGGCAUUGACGGGAGCCACAGCAACGACUGAGAUGGCGAAUCUCAGCCAUCUGAGCUGGCUACCUGGAGAGCCUUCUGGCAGACCGACAUUGACGCAUGUUCUAAUCUUCUUCGGCAGAUACUACGACAAAGAUUACGUGACAUGCGAAGAGCGAUACGAAGUCACACCGACAGGCCUGCGAAGCUGCCAAAGCUGUUUGGGCAACUGGCUUAUGGAAGGGUGGACGUCAUACCUCAACGAACUCCGCCUCCAACUGUCUUUGCUUGGUCUUGAACAUCUCCUUGGGUUGAAAGUCGACGCGCCAAUACAGGAAUCAUACCGCGUUCUCCGCCUUCUCGUUCCUAUGCUCAAUUCCAAAGAACUCCGAUCAACGAUCAUCAACACUAGCUUGAUGUCAAGUACACGACAGACUGGUACAACUCUGAUAAUAGCUCAUACAAAUAUGCAUGUCCAGGAAGGCGCCGCAGACACUUGCUCGCUGGUCGACAUUUCUCGUAACGUGGAGAUGGUCCAGAAAGACACUUUGCAGCUUUUCAUUUUGCAAGCAGUUAAAGCUCCCAGCGUCUGCGAAAAUGCACCGCGUUGUUGGCGAGCAGCUAUCAAUAAGGAAAUGAUUUACAAACUCGAAACCAGUUAUCCUGAACUCAUUCCAAUCAUCGAGCUGCUCGACAAUCUGCACGAGGAGGACGAAGACGGUGGCUCUUUGAUCUUGGUUGAGAGACAAUUUAUGAUCCCGGCAACGUGUACGAAUAUCACGUUGUCUGGACCCCUAUGGGCCUAUCCAAACAAGUCGACUUCAACCCCUUCUUAG
Pseudocercospora fijiensis CIRAD86 is the source of this 3591-nucleotide messenger RNA. RefSeq lists its product as uncharacterized. Lineage: Eukaryota; Fungi; Ascomycota; Dothideomycetes; Mycosphaerellales; Mycosphaerellaceae. The transcript is spliced from 43 exons. The record is from RefSeq and is a predicted model, not a curated record. The coding region runs from base 1 to 3591 and encodes 1196 amino acids.